AUGGCGCUCGAAACCGGGCUGGUUCAGGCCCUGAAGGCCUUCUCAACCCCCAGGUGGUGGGAGAUUGGGGCCUCCGAGGAGAGCCGAAAGCGCUGCAAGCCCGGGGACUUUCAAAAAGCCUGCCGGGAGCGGCAUGAGGAGAUGCGGAAGGUCUACGAGUCCGCCAUGGCAAAUGAUUCCGAGCAACGCUGGCUGCGCAAGGUGAGCGCAGACGGAACAUCUGCCGACAAAGUGGCCGCACUGACCAUGCUCAUUCAGCUUUGCCCGGUGUUCUCGACGGGCUACAUUAAAGCUCUGCUGACUAUGGCUAGCAAGACGGCACGAAGCGAUUCGGCCAUGGCUAUGGAUGCACUUAAGGAGCUUCUGACGGGCACGCUGCUACCGAAUCGGAAGCUUAAGACGCUGGAGCAGAUGGAGCCUGUGUCCGCCAAGGGCCUCAAGAAGUCCACCUUCACCGAGAUUUGCGUGGUCUCCUUCUUCGAGGACUAUUUGAAGACAGCCGUGGCAGCUUUCGUGCAGGUGCUGGGCUUUGCCUCACAGAAUACGGUUGCCUUCAUCAAGACCAAGGCAGUGCGAUCUGCCUACGAGCUCCUGUCGGCCAAGCCAGAACAGGAAAAGGCUUUGCUGUCCUUGCUUAUCAACAAGUUCGGGGACUCUUCCGGCAAGGUGUCCUCACAGGUCUCCUUCUGCAUCAAGGAGCUGCUCAAGAAGCAUCCUGGUAUCAAGGGCCCCGUGGUGAAGGAGAUGGAGGCGUUCUUGGCCCGGCCAAACAUCACCCAGAAGUCGAGGUACAGCACGCUUCUGCUGCUCUCAGAGAUGAUCUUCGGCCGCUCGGACGGGGAGGUGGCCGCCCGCUUGGUCCGGCUUUUCGUGGCGCAGCUGGAACUGGCCCUCAAGAAGCCCGUGCUCACGAAGAAGGAGUUCCGCCACAAGAAGCGGAGAGGUUGGACACCGAAGCCAAAGCGCAAGCGGCAGCCGCUUCGAGAGGAGGACAACCGAAUUGUGCGAACCAUCAUCAAUGGCAUUCGCCGUGCCACGCCCUACGUGGACACCGUGGGUGGUGCUGCGCUGCAGCCUGAUACCGUAGAGGCCUUGUUCAAGGUGUGCCACACCGUCUCCGCCUAUUCCACGCGCGUGAGCAUCCUAAGCCUCUUGCACCGCGGUCUGGCUGCGGGAGAUCCGCCCGACCGUUUCUACCGUCUGCUAUAUGAGCAGAUUGGCCAGUUUGAGCUUUUCACAAGCUCCCAUGCUUGGCAAGCCUUCUUGCUUCUGCAGCGAUGCGUGCCUGGAGAUGCCUCGGCGGCGCGAGGCCUGGCCUUGGCGCGUCGGCUUCUACAGGUAUCUGCUGGUGCUGAGCCUCCGGUAGGAGCAGCCUCUUUGGGCGUGCUUCGGGACCUGGUCAUGGCCAGAAGGACUGAGAUUAAGCCCAUUCUGCACACCGUGGACAGCAAGAUCGUCAUCUCCAGAGAGGAGGGUGCUGAUGCGGAGGAGGAACAUUUCAUCGAUGAUGACGUCGCAGAAGCGCAGCAGCAGGAGGCGAACCCGAAGGAGGUUCCGACCCAGUAUGACAGCCUGGCUCGAGAACCACGGUUUGCGCGAGCUACGAACACGCCCGUGUGGGAGCUGCAGGCGCUCACGACUCACAUCCACCCCUCAGUCGGCACUUACGCUUGCAAGCUGCUGGAUGGCCAAACUUUCCAGGACAUGCCUGCCAAUCCCUUCGACGUGUUUUCGAUUCCCGAGCUGCUGGAGCAGUUCGCGUACCAUGCCAAAGCUCGGCGCGAGCGGGCCGGAAAGAAGGCUGGGGAGAAAGUUGGUCAGACCAUUGCCGUCAACUCGGAGAAGUUUCUGAAAAGGAAGAAAGUGCAGCCCCACGAGAAGUUCUUCCAGGAUUACUUCCGAGACUCUUCCGUGCGAGCAGAGCAGGACAGGAAGCGGAAGGUGCGCCGGGAGAAAGAGGAGGACUUUGAUGAGGCGGGGGAUGCCGAUGGCGAGGAUGCGGAUGAGUUCUUCGACAACUACCUCAAGGGCCAGAUUCCCGAAGGAGAGGACGACGAUGACGAUGAGGACGAUGGUGCCUUCUUGGAUGAGGACGGUGAAGAGGAGGAGGGCGAUGUGGACGGAGAGGAACCUGAGGAGGAAUCCGAAGACGGCGCCUUCUGCGAUGUGGAGGACCAGGAGGAGACCGAGGAGCCAAAGACCCAGAGUAAGCGGGACAAGGCCAAGGAACUACGCAAGAGGCACAAGGGUGGCUCAAUGUUCGCGUCCUUGGAAGAUUUCCAGCAGCUCAUGGAUGCCGACUUUCCAGCAUCGCAACUCAACUUCAUGCCCUGCAGCGCGUUUGCACGUCAGCUCCAGAACACUGACGCCGUCCGUGCCGGUCACAUUGACUGCGUCCGCCUAUUGGCCUUCGCGGGAGCUUCGCUAGGAGACAGUGCUACUGAUGAAGACCGGACCAAACUCCAGCAGACUUUUGGGGAGGACUUUUCCUCGCCAGGCUCGUGGAGCGAAGUUCAGAAAUUCCAGCGCCGCAUGAAUGACCUGCAGCAGCGCGUAGCGCGGCUGCUGAUCUCGGUGGCCAAGGGCCGAGCCAGGCCGGAGGUCUUCGAUGCGGAGGCAAGCACAAAGUUCAACAGGCAGCUGAUCUGCGCCAUCUUCAAGCAGUGCCCGCAGCUGGCGGACGGGAUGCUGUCCUUCACGAAGCUUCUUCAGAGCCUGGAGGCGAAUGGAGUGGCGCCACUGCAGACUUUCUUGGCCUUCUUGCAGGACUCGAUCGAUUGCAUGCGGGACAGCCGAUGGUGGAUGUGGUAUUCCAAGCAGCAGGGGAACCAGAAGGACAAGGAGGACCGGAACGAACGCCACCACAAGUCCCGGCGUGAGGCAAAGGUGGAAAAGUCCACCGGGAUGAUCACGAAGCUGAUGGUGGCGGGCAUGGGCAUUUGCAACCAGCUGGCCAACGUGGUGAUGAAGGCCGCAAAAGAAAUCUACCAGAAGGUGAACUGGGAGGUUAACACGCGGCGGAUCGUCAGCAAGGACUACAGGUUGGAUGAGGGCAACCUUGGACGCCGAAGAGAGCGCUUGCCUUCUGGCAUGGAAUCCCAGAAGCAGUCGCAGCAUUCACGCAGGCCGCGGCCCUCAGAAGGUGGUCCCGGUGGGCGCCGGAGGUCGAUAGCUGGCAGUAUGAGCCCGAGCUCACACCGGGCUCCCUCACACUCGGGCAGCAGACGCUCUCGACUCGGCGAAGAAACCGAGGACCCUCGGGAGCCCGGACACCAGCCAACCGUUUGUGUUAUUUGCGUUGAGUGCAUGUUUCAUGCGCUGGGUUGGGACGUGGACUGGACUGCCCCAGCAUCGGCCAACUACGGCAUCAAUGCGGGAGCGGUCAAGAAGAAGCUGGAGGAGGUGGCCAUGCUGCUGAUGCCUGCCCAAGAGGGCACUGCGAUCGAGUUGCUGGACUCCAUGUUGGAGAUCCACGCGCCGCCCAUGGAAGCAGCUGCCUGGCGGGCCGAACGCCGUGCCGGAUGCUGCGUAGAUGUGUCACAGGUCUUCGCAUCCUUCCAUCAAGAUGAGUACCUGAAGCCCAUGAGCUUCCCUCUGGCUUUGGAGCUUGCGAUGUUUACGGUGCUGGGUGUAAUUCGCACCACCCCUGUGAAUAUGGACAUGCAGCCGAGCCGCGAGAAGACGCUGCAGCGGACGGACUUCUUGUUCUUGCGAAGUGGCCUGGAGCUAGCGGAGCAGGAGGUACGCGGAGACAUUGCGAAGACGAGGAAGGAGGUCAUCAAGCAGCGCGAGAACGGUGCGACUGGGCCAAGCAAGAAGGUCAUGAACAUUGGCGCCCGCUUUGGUAACCGGAUCGAGCCUGUCAGUGUCGGAAGGAUACUCGCGACUCAGAAAGAUCUCCCGGCCGACGACAUCUCCGCGAUCAUUGAUAUUCAGGAUAGCCACGUGCACGUCACCGCCAAGCUUGUCGAAGAUGACAGCGAUGAUGAAGGCCGGCGCCGUGCGGACAAGAAGAUCACACGGCGCAAGGACGAUGUGCACAUUCUUUCGCACGAGUCCAGCUUCGGCGUGAUGAGUUCCGAGCGAUUUCAGUAUAACCUCCUCCGCUACCUGCUGGACUUCACCUCCUUGCAGGUGGAUGCCAUCGAAGAGGAUGAGCGCCGGCGAGCCGCACGCAAAGUGCCCAUGGGCAUGGAGCAGCCUGAGACGGAAGAGGAGGUGGAGGACGUCUACCACAGGGAGACUUUGAGCUCCGGAGAGGUGAUCUGGCUGGAUGAAGAGAUCCUUUUAGACUUUGAGGAGAUGGGAUCUCAGGCCGUGGGGUCCGAAGCGUCCACGGAGUCCCUCUCAAGCUACGAGCGGGCACAACUGGCAUCGCCAGCAGAGGUCAAACGGUCGCCGACAUCGAACAUGGCCCGCCGCGCAGCGAAGCGCGAUGCUUCGACUUUUGACAGAAGGAGCACGUGCCUGGCCCGAUGCUGGCAGUGGCUCCAGUCACGUGCAGCUGUUUGUGGUGGGAAAGAGGAUCAAGAAGCCAAGCUCCGCCAAAAGAUGACAUGGAAGUUCCGCGAACUGGAUGAGGAUGGGGAAGGCCUGACCCUAGCAGACGUCGCGACUCUGUUGACAGACGUCUUGGGCCACCAGCUGGACCGAGACGCAAUGCUGCGUCUCGCAGCGAACGUCUACGACACCUUGGAGAGAAGCGAGCAGGAGCUGCUGCAGCUUACGGAGCUACAGGACUGCCUCGAAACCGUUACGACAGGCUAUGAAGCCAUGGUGAAGAGACAGAAGAAGCACAGCUCACAGGGCCGACGUGGCGAAGACAAUUCUUGGCCGUGGGUUCAGCGCUUGGCAGGCUACGUGAUGCCUAUGGAUUCGCCAUACCUGCUGGUCUGGGAUUUUCUGAAGCGCUUGGCUGCUAUCUACUACCUGCUCGAGGUUCCGAUGCGUUUUUGCAUCAUCAACUUUGACGCUCUCAACCCCGGCACCGCAUGGACCUGGCUGAUUACGAACAUAGUUAUGGACGUGUUCAUGUUCGCCAAUGUGCCGCUGAACUUUCUCCGAAGCUACGAGGAGGUGAGCGGCGUCGUCGUCCGAGAUUUCGAGCACAUUCGUCGGAACUACCUGCUUGGUGCUUUCAGUUGGGACUUGAUUGCAUGCCUUCCCUUCGACAUCUUCGCGGAUCCGUCUUUGACCAGUCAGCGUACCUAUGCCACCUGGCGCCUGCUGAAGCUGAUCCACCUUCGUCACCUUAAUGGCCGAAGACAUGACAGCAAGUCAUCAGACCGCCGGGAGCACGGAUUCCUGCUGACCACGUUCAUCAUCGUCUUGCAACUCUUCGUGCUCCUACACUUUAUGGCCUGCAUCUUCUGGUACUUGGGGAACGGCUGGCCUUCCCUGCAGGAACUGGUCCGCCGACGAGGCGAUUUUGACAUACGCGGCUGGUUUAUGGUCUAUGAAGGCAUGCAGGUCGAGCAGGGCAGCAUGAGCCAGCCGGAAGUUCCCGUGUUGAAUCAGUACUUGCUGUCGGUGUAUAUCAUGGUGGUCAUUGUCACCAACGACAGCAAUUAUCUCGCGAGUCCGUCAUCUUGGGUUGAGCUGUUUUGGCUCCUGGUGAGCUUCGUCAUCUCCGUCGCAGUGAUGGGCAACGUUGAUGGCACACUGGUUGGCAAGGUCAUCUCGCAAGACGAGAGUAUCGUGGAGCAGCGCGUUAUGCGAGCCAGGAUUGACACCUUCAUCAAGAACUCUGGCCUACCCCCUGACCUUGUAGACCAGAUCCGAAUGUCCGCUGGUGCAGACGGAGAUAUGGAUGUGCAUGACCUGGCGGUAAGCAACAAAACUCAGAAGGCAGCAGACGUUCGGAUCAUGGAGUCUGUCUUGGCCAACCUCUCCUAUUCGCUCCUCCAGCGCGUGGGACGGCGCGUGUUCCUCAAGUGGCUCCAGGCUCUUCCCAUCUUCAAGGACUGUUCCGACCCCUUCCUGCUUCACUUGGCCACGACGUGCCGGCUCCUGACAUCCUCAGCUGGGGCCUUCGUCUGCCGGGCCGGUGAGCCCACGAGUUACUUCGUGGUGCUGAAGAAUGGCUCUGCGCAGUUGCGUGACCUGAACAGCGAAGAGGUGGACCGCGUUGACGAACGCGGCACAGCCUUGUGCGACAUCUCCUGCUUAUUUGGGCUUCGGCAUGAGGUCUCCAUCGUCAGUGAGGAGGACAGCGUCUUCGUGAAAGUGCCCUUGGAGCAGCUGAACCAUGCCCUCUCCUUGUAUCCAAAGGACCAUGAGGUGAUCCACAACAACGUCCUAAAGCUGACGCCCGACCCGAGCCCGCUGAAAAUCAAGCGCUCGGGGCAAUGGGCACUCGAGCUCAACUGCUUUGGCAUGUGGGGCGAGGAAGAGGACGACAUGGCGAAGUCACAGGCUUCCCACACCUCCCGACGGCGACGGAAGCGCAAAGAGGGGGGAGUAGAUCUCGUGGCGGAGUUGACCUUGCACGACCUUUCCCUGGAGGGAGUUGCAAAGGUGCGCAAGCUCAUCAAGCAGUUCCAGAAGACGCAGGAGCAGGAGCGCAUCGGAGACUUCAUUGCCUAUGCCGCUCAGGGGAAGCUUGAGCAGAUGGAAGCCAUGCUCAGAAGCAACAAGGUGAGCGUCAGCUGCGUGAACUGGGACAUGCGGACGGCGCUCCACGUCGCCGUCAGCAACGGGCACGUCAGCAUCGUAGAGAAGUCGCCCGGUUUUGGCCACACACCCCUGGAUGAUGCUGUUCGGGAGCGGCAUGCCGAGGUUGCUGAGUUCCUCAUCGAAGCAUCGGCGGAGUUCAAAGGUGGCGUAUCGGCCGCGGUGCAGCUGUGUGAAGCAGCAGCCAGCGGCGAAACCGCCCAGCUGGAGCUGCUUGUGGAUGUCAUUGGCGUCGACCCCAACCUGGGAGACUACGACGCCCGAACAGCACUCCACUUGGCGGCUUCAAAUGGUCAUCUGGAGACCAUUACGAAGAUGCUGGAGUUUGGAAAUCUCGACCUCAGUCCCCUAGAUCGCUUUGGUCAGACCCCACUUGACGAUGCCAUCCGUCAUCAGCACGUCGCUGUGCAGAGGCUGCUCAAGUCGGAAGGCGCCCAGAUGGGCAAAGUCGAGUUCGGCGUCGCGCUCUGCGAAGCCGCGUCCCAGAACGAUCUCGGGAAGAUCAGACAGAUGAUCGAAGCUGGAGUCCGGGCCGGUAUGGCCGACUACGACUACCGUACUGCUCUGCACUUGGCAUGCUCAAACGGACACCUGGAGACCUGCGUCUUCUUGCUGCGAGAGGGCAAGGUGGAUCCGAAUCCUCUGGACCGUUUCUUGAACACCCCGAUGGAUGAUGCCAUACGCCACGAGCAGCACGAUGUGGUGCAGCUCUUGGUGAAAUACCGCGGCCGCCCCUCCCAAGAUGAGGAGCUGCAAGGAGGCGUCCGCAACGAGUUCAUCAACAUGAUGGAGGAGGAAGGGAACCGCAAAGAUGCUGACAAGCUGGAGAAGGAGCUGAAGACGAAUGGCUUUGCGGAAGUCUUGGAGAAGAUCGUCAAGCUCCGCUCCGACAUCGAGAACGAAGUGCACCAGUUCGUUGCGAGCGCUACCAACAUUCGCUACUGCCUUUGCCGCAUCCUGCACAUGGCCAUGAUCGUGAGUGACGACUCAGCACGGGGCAAAUCCGAGCUGGAGGGAUUCAUGAACGGGUACCAGGACGAAAGCACGACAGUGCAGAGGCUGCGAUACCUGAUGGACAAAGAUAUGAAGUCCCUCGACAUCACUGCAGCCAAGAUCAUCCAGCACCUCGAAGAAGAGCGUCUUGGACAUGUUUUCUUGGUUGAUGCCGUCUUCAUGCUGUGUCUUCUGGCAUCCUUGCACUCCACCCGUCUCCACGACACCCAUCGAGUCGUCUGA
Messenger RNA from Symbiodinium natans, 7908 nucleotides. The record is from the annotation of a GenBank genome assembly. Lineage: Eukaryota; Dinophyceae; Suessiales; Symbiodiniaceae.